Molecule: messenger RNA, 267 nt
Organism: Paraglomus occultum
Lineage: Eukaryota; Fungi; Glomeromycota; Glomeromycetes; Paraglomerales; Paraglomeraceae
Source: the annotation of a GenBank genome assembly
AUGUCUUCAAACACCAGAACCUCACGCACCAGUCUUCCUACCCAACGAAAUACACCAAGGCACGCACGUCAUGCCAGAAAAAAAAGAUUAAGUGUACGGGAACGAAGUCUUACGGCCUCACAGGCGAGAGUUGGUGGAGGCCCUCCGAAACCAAGAGGGGGAGCCGGAGUCGGAGGGGAGGAGAAUAACGUUGAAGAAGACGGUCUUCAAAAAGAUUAUGGCCAACGGGCCGAACGAUUAGUUAUUGGGGGGACGAAUAAUGAAUAA